AUGUCAUCACCACAGGGCCAUUGCCUUCUGCAAAUCCCAAGUCCCAUCGCCGCGCUCCUCCCUCCAUCACCUAAAAGGCGGCUCGCGCAGCAAAAGACACGGGGCAAUGCUCCCACCCGCACGACCAAUUCGGCGAGGAACCGUUCUUUAGAUAAAAUCUUACCGUUUUCCCUCAUCCGAUGCUCUCCUUCUGCGAAAAUUUCUGGCCUGACGAAAUACAUGGGGCAGCGCUGGGUUCAUCCUCCUAUCCAAUUUCUACCGCCCACGGACAAGACGAAUCUAGCCAUCUUUUUCGCAUCACGUUGA
Molecule: messenger RNA, 306 nt
Organism: Cantharellus anzutake
Lineage: Eukaryota; Fungi; Basidiomycota; Agaricomycetes; Cantharellales; Hydnaceae
Exons: 4
Coding region: 1-306 (101 amino acids)
Source: RefSeq, a predicted model, not a curated record